Molecule: messenger RNA, 936 nt
Organism: Lactuca virosa
Lineage: Eukaryota; Viridiplantae; Streptophyta; Magnoliopsida; Asterales; Asteraceae
Source: the annotation of a GenBank genome assembly
AUGUCGUCGAUAAUGAACAGAACUGGAAGAAGUUGGGAUGAAAGCGUAGACCGCACACCGAAAAAUUCGAUACAAAGGGAAAAUGAAUUCAGAACAAAAAAACGGUUUGACAGUUGUAAAAGAAAGGGUCAUGAACUUGUUGUUUUGAACUCAGAUUCAAAAGAAUAUAAUAUAAAAAGUAAGGUCAAGGUCAAGAAGUUUGAUGCCGAUGAGGACUCGGAUUUUGAAGAUGUAGAACAUGUGCUUAUUAGGAAAAAUAGGAUGCAUGGUACUUCAUUCAAAGAUAAAAAUGAAGAACGUGUGAAGAAAUUUGUUAAAAAUGAAGUUGUACAAAAGAGGCGAAAGAAUAAUGAAGGAAACGUAGGGAAAGCAAGAAAAGUUCCUAAAGUGGUAGAUACUAAUGCAGAAGAACCAAGGCGAAUACAAGCAAAUGAAGCAGGAGAACGUGUGAAAAUAAGUGAUGGAAGCUUUAAGGGAAAUGAAGGAAAAGAAAAUUUUAGUGGAAGUGGUGAAACAAUUGAGGCCACUCUUUCAACACUAAAGGAGAUGUACGAUAUGCUCAUGCAUCAAAAGAAAGUGUUGGAAGAUAAAAUAAAUGAUUCUGUCAAGAAAUACCCUAAGAAUCCAUUGGUCCAAGAAUGGAAAAACAAAUUAAAUGAACUAUUUAAAGAAGUUGCAACAUCAGAGGAACCAGUUCAAUCUCAAUGGUGGUAUGAUAAUGAGGCAGAAAUCGAACGUUCACUAAUUCUUGCAACAUCUCAUAAACAGUUUGACAACUCACCGAUAGCAAACUGUAGUAUUCAAAUGUCAAAGGAUUAUGCAGACUUCAUGAAUGGAUCUGGAAAAAAGUCUUUUCAUAGUACACCACCAUCUAAAAUAGAAAUGCCAAUUCCUUUGUUUGUUGUCCCAUUCAUGAAUGAACAAAAAGGGGUUUAA